Molecule: messenger RNA, 1751 nt
Organism: Nematostella vectensis (starlet sea anemone)
Lineage: Eukaryota; Metazoa; Cnidaria; Anthozoa; Actiniaria; Edwardsiidae
Exons: 2
Coding region: 183-1217 (344 amino acids)
Source: RefSeq, a predicted model, not a curated record
UAUUAGAGACCUUUAGAUCCGUGGACCAGGUCCACGACCAGGACGAGUUUUGGCCGCGCGCGCACUGGUACUACAGACUAGUCCUCGGCCUGGUCGUCGUCAAAUUGCAACAUUUAGAUAGUAAACAAACCGUCGGAAUGCAAUUUUAUUAAGUUUGUUCAUAGUUUGGCCAUGUUUGAGCCAUGUUCUCCAAGAAAAACAUUCUAACAUCUUCAAUUAUGCUAUACCUCGACGAUUUUUUGGAGGAGGAAGAUGUCAUUCGAGUUAUCUUGGAGCAAAAUCGGAAAAAUCCUGCCAUUCCUCACGAGAAUUACAGUCGGAUCGAGGAGACACUCGGUGAUAUGUCUGAGGCUGAACUAAAGGCUGAGUUUAGGUUCGGUCGUGGCGAAAUUGACCUGCUUCUCGAAGCUCUUCAAAUCCCGGAGUCAUUCAAGUGCAUCAAUGGAACUGUUUCUUCUGGUUUGGAAGGACUAUUGAUGUUUUUGAGGAGGUUUGCAUACCCUUGCAGACUCGGUGAUAUGAUCCCACGGUUUGGUCGCUCUAUUCCUGAGCUUAGCCUCAUUUUAUCAGAGGUCACCGAUUUUAUUGUGAAUACACAUGGUCAUCUGCUACUUGACUUGAAUCAACCCUGGUUACAGCCAUUCCAAUUGGAGUCGUUUGCUCGGGCAAUCAGCCGAAAAGGUGCUGCGCUGGACAACUGUUGGGGUUUUGUUGAUGGCACUGUAAGACCCAUCUGCCGUCCAGGGGAGCACCAAAGAAUAAUGUAUAAUGGCCACAAAAGAGUUCAUGGUAUUAAAUUCCAGUCCGUGGUGGCGCCAAAUGGCCUAAUAGCCAACCUGUUUGGUCCAGUCGAGGGAAAGAGGCAUGAUGCGAGGAUGCUACAGAUGUCAGGGUUACUGCACCAACUUCAGCAAUACUCUGUUGAUCAAGCACGGCAGCCACUUUGCAUCUAUGGGGAUCCUGCUUACCCUCUCAGAGUUCAGCUACAGGCACCAUACAAACAUGCUCACCUCACAGCCGACCAAGAGGCCUUCAAUUCUUCUAUGAGCAAAGUUCGAUCGGCUGUUGAGUGGGUGUUUGGGGACAUUGUCUCUUAUUUUGCCUUUCUGGAUUUCAAAAAGAAUCUCCAGUUGGUACCAUGUAUGCUGCCUGUGCUCUUCUACGGAAUGCUCAUACAUGUUUAUACAGCUCUAUGUCUAGCUCUUUUUUUGACCUAGAGCCACCUACUAUUCAAGAGUACUUUCAAGUUUAAUGAAAAUAAUUAUAUUGUAUUGUCAAAAUUUUGGUCCCUGCUCAUCCCCUGCUACUCUGGUAGCAGAGGUUUCUUUGGGCUAUUCCAUUUUUGUUCCCCUCAUAUCAAAGAGCCAGAAAGAGUCUUUUAUUUUGACUCUGGAUUUCCUUAGGGGUCUUCAGUUUUGAACCUGGUUUUCCACAGGGGGCUUUGAUUUCGACUAUAGAUUUCUAUAUGUUUGCUAGAGUCUUGAUUAGCAAUAGGGUGCAUAAAUUUAUCUGACAUUUCCACAGGGGUAACAUGAGAGAUUCUAGAUUUCCACUGUGGUAGAGCAAAGUUCCUCGAUUGGGGGAUUACAAAUUUUAAAUGGAAUAUGGCACUUUCUGUCAGUCUUUUAUUAGCUAGCUGCUAGUUUCUGUUUUUAAUUCUAUCCAAAGCUCAUUGGGCUUAAAAGUGCUAGUUUCUAUUUUUUUGUUAUUUGUCGAAUAUGAAGGAGCCAAUUAUAUUCAUAAUUAUACGA